AUGAGCUCACCACCAGUCGUUCUCGCUGAUGGCAAUGAUCCACCUCCCCCCGAUGCGGUCGAUACGAGCUCGGCGGCAGCAGCAGCCUCGGUGGUGCCUCAGCCGUCCGGCGUGCGAUGGAAAGGGUUCGUCGCAGGGAUCAUGUCUGGCUUGACAAAGUUGACCAUCGGACGUGAGUCGCAGACUUCCAAUUUUUUAUUUGUGAUCGAUCGAGUCUGACCCUUUCGCUUGUGUGGGUUGCUACAGAUCCAUUCGACUCGAUCAAGGUCCGGAGUAGGUCACGUCUGCGAGCUCCACCUCCACUGAACCUCUUCGGGGUCUGAUUUCCUCGUCUGCCCCUCCCCCCCUCAGUGCAAUGUUCCGAAUUGGGUACCUACAAAGGUCCACUCGACUGUCUCCAGCGAACAGUCAAGUACGAAGGCUUGCGAGCGCUUUACAAAGGUGCGCUUCAAUCGAGGCCCAACUCGACCUCGAGCGAUGGAUGACUCCACCCAUCGGAUGAGCUCCCAAUCACUCGGCGAUCGCCUUGAUGCCGACCCAAGCUGACCCCCUCGAUCUCCUCCUCUUCUUUUCUGGGAUCAGGCGCAACACCACCCGCGUUUGGAUGGGCAGCUUCCGAUGCAAUCCUACUUGGGUCGUUGCAUAGUCAGUACAGUUAAACUUCAAAGCCAGACGAGGCCUCAUCCGACCGACCACGGGCUAAUCACACUUUUCUCCCUAUCCUCCGAAACCGAUAUGACCUGACUCACGACUCGGCAGACUAUCGAUUGAUGUUUGCACGUAUUGAAGGGAGGAAUCGAGGAGAAGAUGUGUCUGUCGUAUCAGAGAUUGGCCGACUGAGUCUAGGAGGUCAUGCUGUAGGUCCAACUUGGUCUCCCGAGGCCUAGAAAGAGCUUUGGGGCUGACCAUGUUGCACACACAGGCUGCGGGAGCGAUGGCUGGAUGGACCGUAUGCACAUUCAUCAUCCCCUUUGAACAUCUCAAAGCCAAAUUACAGAUGCAGACCGUAGGGCCGAAGCUGGUACGUUCUCUGUUCGGCAAGCUCGGCGCAGACUCUUGCUUUUGCUAACCGGUUCCGACUCGAACGCGAUACAGUACACCGGACCGAUCGAUUGCGCAAAGCAAAUAGUCAGAGCCAACGGUGUCACCGGUCUAUGGCGCGGGUUUGGUGGAACAUUACUCUUCCGUUCGUGGAUGGGAGCAUUGCAGGUCUCCUCGACUCUUUUUCCUUUUUCGUUCGACCCCUGCGAGCUGAUUUCUCAACCCUCUCUUUAGGUUCUGCUCGUACGAAAUCCUGAUGCGCAAGUUCCGAGACGUACCCAUCGAUUCACCCUAUCGAGUCUCGGAAGGGACGGCGAAUUUCCUCGCGGGUGGACUUAGCUCGAACGUCUUCUGGAUCGGGGCGUUCCCUUUUGAUGCGGUCAAGAAGUAGGUUCAAGGGAUAGGAUCGAGAUCUCUGGUCAUGGCAGGGUGUAUCGAAUGGGCGAUUGACGCGGUUCGUCUUGCGUGUGUCCGCGCAGCCGCUUGAUGACGGAUUCGCCUACCAACCCAAGGUACCCGAGCUGGAUGGCCGCCGCUCGACAGAUCUGGGCCGAAGGAGGCGUCAGGGUACGUCAAUUGACCGCCAGGUCCACUGCCUGCUUAACAUGCUAAAAGUAUUGUUUCACUCAUCAGGCCGUUUAUCGAGGUUUCGUCCCGUGCCUGUUGCGCGCUUUCCCUACGGUAAGUCCUCGUUUGUAUCUUCGGGUCGGUCGUUUCCAACCUGUUUGACUAAAGUCUUCCUAUGCUGCUGCUCCUCCAGAACGCCUCGGCCCUCUUCGUCUGGGAAACCUCGAUGCGUUUGAUGGGCGCCGAGCAACUCAAAAAAUAG
Molecule: messenger RNA, 1870 nt
Organism: Microbotryum saponariae
Lineage: Eukaryota; Fungi; Basidiomycota; Microbotryomycetes; Microbotryales; Microbotryaceae
Source: the annotation of a GenBank genome assembly